ACAGCUCCUUAAAGAAUGUCAUUUCUCCCAAUUGAAUUCACAAGUUUCUCGUUCACACCUCUUGUCACAGAGGCCUGUUUCAAUAUACUGGGUCCUGUGUUUUGCCAGAAAUGCCACACAUGUCUUAUUCUGUCUAAUACACAGGUUUUCACUAUAAAUAUGGUAAUUUUUAGCCACACUAUUCAUAACACUAUUUGCUUCAUUACUGAUCCAAACAAUCAUGAAAAGAAAAGGUGAAAAAUCUCGCAAGAAAACACAUUUCCAGAAGGGUUAUACUCCCUGGAACAAAGGCUUGAAACUGCCUGUGUCCUCUUCCGAUGACAAUGAACCUGAAAUACAGCCUUCCACUUCACGGAUGAACACUGACGAGUUCUCUCUGGUGACCAAGAUGUCUGCAGACGGCUCAACACUAACCACCCCUGACUGUGAGGGAUUCUCCAGAGCUCCACGGCUGCUACGACCAAAACCAAACACCGACACUGACCUGAAAUCAGAGGGAAAGAAUUCAAAACCAUGUGAAGGCAUGAGACUAGUAGACAAUGAAAAGAUGACACAGGCAUUCAACACAGCUAUUCAAGGCCAUAUGAACUCCUCGGAAUGCCAACAGCCAGACUUCGAAGUUGCUCGAGAGAAGAAAUGGGGUAUGUGCUGGUAG
Molecule: messenger RNA, 655 nt
Organism: Mercenaria mercenaria
Lineage: Eukaryota; Metazoa; Mollusca; Bivalvia; Venerida; Veneridae
Exons: 1
Coding region: 221-655 (144 amino acids)
Source: RefSeq, a predicted model, not a curated record